Hypoxylon fragiforme is the source of this 638-nucleotide messenger RNA. RefSeq lists its product as uncharacterized. The record is from RefSeq and is a predicted model, not a curated record. The coding region runs from base 222 to 584 and encodes 120 amino acids. NCBI's taxonomy places the organism in Eukaryota, Fungi, Ascomycota, Sordariomycetes, Xylariales, Hypoxylaceae. The transcript is spliced from 2 exons.
GACCUCGGAAUAUAUACUUAAACCUACGUACAUACCAUUGACCUGAAUACAUAAUUAUCCACACCUAUCUUCAAAGUCCGAUCACCUCUCAACCUUAUCCGAGUUCGAUAACGAAACAUCGCGACAUUGUGUGCACAUUAGCUACUUAUCCUUGACCCAUGGGCCAUCGCUACCAUAAUACUACGACAACUUAAAAAAGUUCAGCUCUGACCUUUUUCACCAUGCACAAAAUACCAACCGACAUCACCAUGGAUUGGCUUUCUCACACUUUCCAGACUGGUCUGUUCCUGGACAAUGUCUGGACCGCCAUAACCUGGAUCGCCUUCUUCUUCAAAUUAGCAAGCUUCGCCUUUGUUGGCCCUCUCUUUGGCCUCAUCAUUUUCGAUUUCUGUCUAUGGAUUUGGCGAUUAAUCCAACUCCAGCCGACAGACGAAGCCCAACCAAAUCACAUCACGAUCGAGACUAAAGAGCAAAGAACCAACCCAACGGUGUCGCCCAACGGAACCAGUUCCGCGACAGCCCUAUCCACUAACCCGGUCACGAGUCAGAGGCGCAAUGUUUACUUGGGACAGACCGGCGACUAACGAGCAACGUCUUAACAUUUUGGCUGCUAGGGCGACAACAUAGAAUUCAAGAAU